Drosophila kikkawai is the source of this 608-nucleotide messenger RNA. RefSeq names its product ribonuclease H2 subunit C. The record is from RefSeq and is a predicted model, not a curated record. Gene Ontology annotation, cellular component: ribonuclease H2 complex. Gene Ontology annotation, biological process: RNA catabolic process. Lineage: Eukaryota; Metazoa; Arthropoda; Insecta; Diptera; Drosophilidae.
CCCAGCUCUAGUUAAAACUGCGCGCAAAACCAUAUUGUUUUCUUAUUUCUAAUAUAAACAAAUGUCGAUUACCCUCGAUUUCAAUGGCAAGAACUUGGCCAAAAGCAAGUCGUUGGAUCUGCACUACUUGCCGGCCAAGGUAGACGGCGACGGCGAGGCCAAUGUGGAGGAGUACUUCAACAACUACACGAGGGAAGCAGCCGAGUUUGGAACUGGCGUUCUUACAAACGCUUUGCGCGGCUAUCCGCUGAUGGGCGAGCGACUGAAGGUGCCAGAGGGAUACCGGGGUCUGGUGCUCCAGGAAACCGACAAGCCGCUAAGCGAAUCCUCGGACCGGCAGCUGCGACUCACAGGCGUUUUCGAUGAGUUCACCUACUGGAACUACGACAAAGUGCCCUCAAAUGGCGAUGCCUACCGACAGGCUCUCGUCAUGGCGGAUGUGGCCCAGGCUCUGUCCCAGCCGAUCAGCGAACAAGAUUUAGAGGCGGAAAUUGCACGGAACAAGGAAAACACCAAGGAGAGUCCCUAAACUUCAGUUCUUAGGCGCGCUUACAGCGUUUAUUAUAUAGUAUUCCAAAAGCUAAUCAAAUACAGAUGUAUCUUUACAA